UCAAGACGCUGGCUCAAGCCGGAUUGCAUCAAGGUGUCCACGGGUCUGUUGAUUCAUCGAACUGCUACGGGCAUUCACCCAGACAUCUUCCGUCGUGUUUUUCACGACGUGGUUCCCAUGGGUCUGGACCCCUUCGCAGCACCUGCUUUUCAUCCUGAGUCGUUUUUUGAUGGCCUUGGGGCUCGGUGAGGCCCUUGGAGGCGGAAGAUCGACGCAAAAUACGUCGCUUUCUUCCAGCCAUGAGAGGAUGCCUGGCAGCUCUCAGCCCGAGCGCCUUCAUAACUGAACAUGGCUCUCCGCGGGCUCCGCGCGAUUACCGUGCCGCUCGGGAUCGCGGCCCUGCUGGCGCCUGCCGCGGCAGGCCCGGCGGCUUGCGCGGACGCCGAGGAGGCCGACGACGUCGGCUUGCUCCAGUCCCCAGAGGACCGGCGCACAGGCAGUCGAAGGCGGAUGUCCAGGAGGUGUUCCCGCAGUGCAAGAUCGCGUUGCAAGCGUGUGGCUGCCUCGGCGCUACAGACACGUCGGUCAUCCAGCCGACAGAGGCGAUGUCGACGUUUGGGCCCGGGGUAAACACGACCGUUUUCAAGUUUACUUGCACCGACAGUGUUAACAGCUCUUGCCUCGUGUAUAGCCCGCCAGGUCCCAAAAUGCAUUGUCUGGCACUGGAUUCGUGUGACGGUGGACAGGUUGCUCCGUACAAUAUGAACUGCGUCGUCUUGAACAGAGGUUCGAUGAAGUUCACGUGCUGUUCUGAUUCAACCCCAGGGUGGCAAAGCUGCCCCAGUUGCAACGGUAACCCUUUUCGUUGAGCUUGUGAGUCCGACUUGCGGAGGAGGAGGAGGUAGGAGGAGGAGGAGGAGGAGCCAAAGACGCGUUCGACGGAGCUUGUGAAUCCGACUUGCGCUCGGAGCACGGCUGCGUCGUGCUCCCUGCCCCGGCGCCAGGACGAGUUCCGUGGUUACCCUGAGGAGGAGGAAGAGGAGGUGCCAGUUUCUAAUCUCAAACCCUCUGAUCUCUUAGGGGGCUAUUCAGGAAUCGCGCGCGCCAGAUGCCCUUGGCGAAGUUUCUUCGAGGUGCUUCGCAGAUUCGUGCGACGCUCCUGCUCUGAAUCUUGCGAGCGGCCUCCUCCUCCUCCUCCUCCUCCUCCUCCUCUUUCUCCUCCUCCUCCUCCUC
Messenger RNA from Prorocentrum cordatum, 1173 nucleotides. The record is from the annotation of a GenBank genome assembly. Lineage: Eukaryota; Dinophyceae; Prorocentrales; Prorocentraceae.